AUGGAGAUUGUUAGAGCUGAGAGUGGAGUAAGGAGCGAGAAAAUAGCAGCGCCGGUGGCUCCAGUCAUUGCUAGAACUAAGCGAUUACAAGUUUGCUUUAUUAGGGUUUGUUCCACUAUUCUUUUAUGGACCUGUUUGGUUCAGCUUCUUACGGUUGGAGAGUUAUGGCACCCCAGUUUUAUGACCAACACCACCGUCUCCCCCGUUAAACCCCCUCUUCAUCAUCAUCCUCUUCCCCUUCUCCCUCUUAGAAAUUAUACGAGUAAUGGUUUUCUUAAAGUGUCUUGUAAUGGUGGCUUGAAUCAAAUGCGGUCAGCGAUCUGCGACAUGGUGGCUGUUUCCAGACUUUUGAAUCUCACUUUGGUUGUUCCAGAACUUGAUAAAUCAUCUUUCUGGGCUGACAAUAGUACUUUUGAGGAAGUAUUUGAUGUGAAACAUUUCAUUGACUCGCUAAGAGAUGAAGUUCGAAUUGUCAGAAGGCUUCCAAAGAGAUUUAAUAGUAAAUAUGGAUACAAAGUAUUUGAGAUGCCCCCAGUUAGCUGGUCAAAUGAAAAUUACUACCUGCAACAGAUCUUGCCACUUUUCAGUAAGCAAAAGGUGUUGCACUUCAAUAAAACAGAUGCACGUUUGGCAAACAAUGGGAUUUCAAUUGAUCUUCAGAAAGUCAGGUGUCGUGUUAAUUUUCUGGCACUGAAAUUCACUCCUGAGAUUGAAUCUUUGGGGUACAAACUGGUUCACAUUCUACAGAAAAGAGGGCCUUUUGUGGCUUUGCAUCUGCGAUAUGAGAUGGACAUGUUGGCUUUCUCUGGUUGUACUCAUGGCUGCACCAAGAAAGAAGCUGAGGAGCUCAAGCGGUUAAGGCUUGCAUAUCCUUGGUGGAGAGAGAAAGAUAUAGUUUCUGAACAGAGGAGAUCACAAGGUUUGUGCCCAUUGACACCUGAGGAGACAGCCUUGAUUUUGCAAGCAUUGGGAUUUGACAAGGACACACAGAUAUAUAUUGCAGCUGGUGAGAUAUAUGGGGGCGAACAGAGACUUGCAGUACUAAGAGCUGCAUAUCCAAUGAUUGUAAGAAAAGAAAUGCUAUUAGAUCCAGGUGAGCUGCAGCAAUUCCAGAACCAUUCAUCUCAAAUGGCUGCGCUCGAUUUCAUGGUCUCAAUAGCCAGUAACACUUUCAUUCCCACCUAUGAUGGAAACAUGGCAAAAGUUGUGGAAGGUCACCGCAGGUAUCUUGGGUUUAAAAAGACAAUCCUGCUAGACCGAAAAAGAAUUGUAGAGUUGCUUGAUUUGCAUCAGAAUGAGACACUUUCAUGGAAUGAAUUUGCAGUUGCUGUUCGAUCAGCACAUGAGAAGAGGAUGGGACAGCCAACUCGACGUAGGGUUAUUGCAGAUAAACCAAAAGAGGAAGAUUAUUUUUACGCAAACCCUCAAGAGUGCCUUUGUGAGGCAACAAAUUGUGAUGAUUUAUCAGGACCUGGUAACUCAAGUUCAAUUCAGUGA
Dovyalis caffra is the source of this 1497-nucleotide messenger RNA. NCBI's taxonomy places the organism in Eukaryota, Viridiplantae, Streptophyta, Magnoliopsida, Malpighiales, Salicaceae. The record is from the annotation of a GenBank genome assembly.